This is a messenger RNA of Ctenopharyngodon idella (grass carp), 1481 nucleotides long. RefSeq names its product golgin A7 (gene golga7). Gene Ontology annotation, biological process: peptidyl-L-cysteine S-palmitoylation; Golgi to plasma membrane protein transport; protein targeting to membrane. The transcript has 6 exons. The record is from RefSeq and is a predicted model, not a curated record. Bases 158 to 589 code for a protein of 143 amino acids. Gene Ontology annotation, cellular component: Golgi stack; palmitoyltransferase complex. NCBI's taxonomy places the organism in Eukaryota, Metazoa, Chordata, Actinopteri, Cypriniformes, Xenocyprididae.
AUUAAUAUUUAAUGGGGAAAAAAAACUUUUGGGGCGCUGGACAUUAGUUUGGAAUUAGUGUAGCAGCGGAACUGAUGAAUAAAGCCAAAGGUUCCUACCGGACUGUAUUUUGAGGAGGACAGGAGGUUGAAUAACAGGAAGAGGAGCAGCAGCCACUAUGGCGGAGACGCACAGCUUGCAGGACCUGCGGCAAGCAGCCGUCGCCUCCAAGGUUUUCGUUCAGAGAGACUACACCUCCGGCACCAUUUGCAAGUUUCAGACCAAGUUCCCAGCAGAGCUGGAGAGCAGGAUUGACAAGCAGCAGUUUGAGGAGACCAUGCAGACCCUGAAUAAUCUCUAUGCAGAGGCGGAGAAGCUGGGCGGCAGGUCAUAUCUGGAGGGCUGUCUGGCCUGUCUCACUGCAUACACAAUCUUCCUCUGCAUGGAGACCCACUAUGAGAAGGUGCUGAAAAAGAUUGCCAAGUACAUCCAGGAGCAGAAUGAGAAGAUCUAUGCUCCUCUUGGGCUUCUCCUGACUGACCCCAUAGAGAGGGGACUCAGAGUUGUGGAGAUCACUAUUUUUGAGGAUAGAAGUAUUGGUUCAAGAUAAAACACACCAAAGGAUCAUAUUUGUAACGUGAUUAUUGGCCUGCUGGACUCAGAACCUGCUUAUCCAUCUUAUGAAAUCACAACCCUAUUGCUUUAAAUGUAGAUAGUAUACCUUUAUUUUGAUUCAUUAAUAUUUUUUGACAGAGGGAGAGAGUGAUUAUAUAAUGUAUCUUACUGAAACUCUCCAAUUCAGCUUUCCCUCAUUUAGCAGUUAUUUUAAAUCUUUGUCGUGCCAUGUAAUUUUAUAUCGCAGCGUUUCAUUUCUCUACAUUGCGUUCCUGUCUCUUGUUUUCUGUAUAUGCUUGUCUUGAAUGGGAUGUAUAGAUUAAGUGCACAAUGUUCUGUUACAAUACAGAUGCAUCUUGAUUAUUUGGAUCGUUUGUGACUCUGCGUUCCCGUAGUAAAAAUUUGUUUGAUAAAUCUGCUCAAAUAUGUGCUUGUUAAAACUGUCAAUACAAGAAACUUUGGUUAUGUGUACAUGGAAAUUUGAGCCUGAUAAUUUCAAUUUGUUGUAUUUAAUGUUUUUAAGUAAUAAUCAGUUUAGUUUCUUUAUAACUUUGUUCCAUUCCUUUCCCCUCUACAAAAAAAAAAAAAAAAAAGUUUGCUUUCUUUUCUAACACUACAUUUUACUAUAUUUACCAGUGAACUAAUGUACUUUUAUUUGGGUCUGCAAUAUAAUCCUUAUUACACACAAAUGCCAUGAAAUCCUUAAAAGGCACUGUUUGCAUUUAAUAUUGCAUAUCCAGCUUAUAUUUCAGACUGCUGUUAGUUUAACCUGUUUCUUGCGUAAAUCUUUUUAUCAGUGUUGUAUCAUAAUGUCUUUUUUGAAAAUCUUUUGACACUUAUUUAAACUAUGUAUCGUACAAUAAAUAGUGUUUUCUUGAACAAAUUAA